Molecule: messenger RNA, 1309 nt
Organism: Drosophila bipectinata
Lineage: Eukaryota; Metazoa; Arthropoda; Insecta; Diptera; Drosophilidae
Product: gamma-butyrobetaine dioxygenase
Biological process (GO): carnitine biosynthetic process
Cellular component (GO): mitochondrion
Molecular function (GO): oxidoreductase activity
Source: RefSeq, a predicted model, not a curated record
UCAGCGUGUUGGUCCGGCGCCUCAUUGCGCUUCUGUCGCUCGAGAGGAAUAGAACGGAAAGAUCGCAAGAUGUGGGUGCAGAGAUUGGGCCGUUCCCUGGUUGGCUAUGCCCCACGCUUUUUCCGCCCCAUUAGUACCCGGAUCGUGGGAAAAACAAACAUAGAAGUCCAGGAGCAGACGGACUCCCAGCCGCUGAUCUUUCCAGGCGUCUGGCUGAGGGACAACUGUCUUUGUGAGGAUUGCUUCCACGUCAGCUCCCAGUCAAGGAAGUUAGAUUGGGACAAGUUCGACACCCGAGUUCACCCUCUCAAAGUUCGGACGGAUGAGAAGGCCCAGGAGGCAAUCGUGAACUGGAGCGAUCGCCACGAGAGCCGCUUCCCUAUAAAGUGGCUUAAGGAGAGGAGCUUUCGGGAGGAGCACCAGGAGGAGUAUCUUGCCGACCUCUACCGCCCGCCAACCCGGCUCUGGGCGGGGUCGCAGUUCAAAACAAUUUCCCAGCACUUCGACUACGGCCAGGUGAUGGAUGACGACCAGGUGUUGGAGCAGUGGCUUCAGGCUCUGGCCGUCUACGGAGUGGCCCUAAUACGGGGCGCCCCCCAGGACGAGGGGGUGGUGCGACGACUAGCCGAGCGGGUCGGCUUCAUCCGGCGCACCACUUACGGCGAGGAGUUCGUGGUUCAGGCCAAGCCGGGCGCACAGAACUUCGCCUACCUCUCACUACCCCUGCCUCUGCACACCGACCUGCCCUACUACGAGUACAAGCCAAGUGUCAACAUACUGCACUGCCUCGUCCAGACGGAGUCCCCGGGAGGCAGCAACCUCUUGGUUGACGCGUUUUACGUAGCCGAUCGACUCCGCCGGGAGCAUACCGAGGAUUACGAGCGACUCUGCCGGAUAGUGGUCGACUGGAACGACAUUGGCAGCGAGGACGGGCGCGAGUUUCACAACAUCUGGCGGGCGCCGGUCAUUUGUCUGGACGCCCAGGGGCAGUACACGCGAGUGAACCACAGCGUGCCCCAGCGGGACAGUCACUUCAACGUGCCGUUUGAGGAGGUGCAACCCUGGUACGAGUCGUACGCCAAGUUCGUGCAACUGUCCCGGUCGGAGGCCUACGCUUUUAAAACCCGGCCGGGCGAAGUGCUGACCUUCAACAACAUCCGCCUGCUCCACGGUCGGACCGGCUACGACGACACUGAGCAAAACUCGAGGUACAUUGUGGGAGCCUAUCUGGACUGGGACAUUAUCUACUCGCGGCUGCGGGUCCUAAAAAAACGAAGAAACCAAUAAAACCCCUACACGAGAAAGCGUA